Messenger RNA from Ananas comosus (pineapple), 3354 nucleotides. RefSeq names its product CCR4-NOT transcription complex subunit 10-like. The transcript is spliced from 6 exons. Gene Ontology annotation, molecular function: protein binding. Gene Ontology annotation, biological process: mRNA catabolic process; negative regulation of translation. The record is from RefSeq and is a predicted model, not a curated record. Lineage: Eukaryota; Viridiplantae; Streptophyta; Magnoliopsida; Poales; Bromeliaceae. The coding region runs from base 280 to 2712 and encodes 810 amino acids. Gene Ontology annotation, cellular component: CCR4-NOT complex.
UCGUCUUCCUCCCUCUCUCUCUCUCUCUCUCUCUCUCUCUCAUCUCUGAUAAAAAAGAGAGCGACACAAAAGCUCUCAACACACGUUCCCUCUUCGAAUCCCCUCCCAUCCCAACCCUCUCUUUCUCCCUCCGCCGGAAACCCUAGCCCCCUCACUCCCCAAACCCUAAUCGCGAGGGAUUCGAUCAUCCGGAUGCGCCCUUAACCCUCCCCGAUCGAGGUUUUUUGGAUCGAUCGGGGGUUUGGGAGUCGGCUCGGGGAGCUCCGUCCGAGUCGGGAGAUGGACGGCCGGGAUCCGCCGGAGCCUCCGCCGCCGCCGCGGCCGCCGCCGGAGGAGGAGGAAGAGGAAGGGCGCCGCUCCGCCGCGGCGGCGGCGGCGGCGGCGAUGGCGAAGGAGGCCGCCGCCCUUUUCCAGGGCCGGCGCUACACGGAGUGCAUUGACGUGUUGAAGCAGCUGUUGCUGAGGAAAGAGGGCGAUCCAAAGGUCCUUCACAACAUAGCUGUUGCAGAGUACUUCCGGGAUGGUUGCCCUGAUCCAAAAAAGCUACUUGAUGUGCUUGAGAAGGUUAAGAAAAGAAGCGAAGAACUUGCUCGUGUAUCUGGAGAACAUACUGAAGCCGUUAAAAGUCUCGGAAGCAAUGGUACUGUCCAGUGCGCAGAGGUGUUUGACACAUCCAUUAUGACUUUCAACACUGCUGUAAUCCUUUAUCAUCUACAUGAUUAUGCACAUGCAUUAUCAGUUCUUGAGCCAUUGUUCCAGAAUAUUGGACCUAUCGAAGAGACAACCGCUUUUCAUAUAUGCCUUCUCUUACUGGAUACUGCUUUGUCUUCGCAAGAUGCAAAAAAAGCAUUAGAUAUAAUUCAAUACCUAGAAAAAUUUUUCGGAAUUGGUAGCAUGACAACCCAAAAUGACAAUGGAAGUGCAACUCAGCAUCAAUCUCUGAACCUGGUGAGAAGUCCUUUAAGAGGUAAUAAUAGUUCUGCACCAGAUGCCUCUGCUUUGGAUUCUAUUACUCCUGAGAACCCUACUAUCGGAAAUUUAUCUGAUGAUGCAUUGGAGUACGAGACCUUAUACUCAACAUUGGACAGUGGAGGCCAUCAGAAAUUGGAAAGGCCUUUUUCAAAUGAUCUGUCAAAGCCAUCUUCUGAUUCAGCUUCUACAACAGCCGAUCUGAAAUUAAAAUUACAACUUUUCAAAGUUCGGCUUCUGCUUCUCACUAGGAACCUAAAGGUCGCAAAGCGCGAGCUUAAGCUCUCUAUGAACAUGGCUCGUGGCAGAGAUUCAUCAACGGAGCUCCUUUUAAAGUCUCAGUUAGAAUACGCUCGUGGCAACCAUCGGAAAGCUAUAAAAUUAUUGGAGGCUCCUAAUAAUAGAACAGAACCAGCAAUGGCUACUAUUUUCAAUAACAAUUUAGGGUGCAUUUAUCACCAGCAAAGAUCACACCAUAUAUCGAGCUGGUUCUUUAGCAAAGCACUGAGGAACUGCUUAUCAUUUCGUUUAGAGAAGCCUAUGAAUCUUGUUACCUUUUCUAAGGAUAAAUCCCGUCUCAUUUCAUAUAACUGCGGUCUUGAGAAUUUAGCUUGUGGGAAGCCACUUCUCGCAGCCUCUUGCUUUCGAGAAGUGCUUCCGCUGUUCUACAACCAGCCACUUUUCUGGCUCCGAUUUGCAGAAUGCUCUCUACUAGCACUGAAGAUGGGGCUUUUAAGUUCAGCCGGGGCUUCUUCAGGUGAUGAAGAGGUUAAAGUUCUUGUGGUAGGUUCAGGUAAAUGGCGGCAAGUAGUUAUCAAUCCUUUGAGCUCAAGAAAAAACCGUUCUGAUUCUACUGAGAAAAACCGGGGCUGGAUCUCACUUCCAUAUGCUCGCCAGUGUCUGUGUAAUGCUCUAUUAUUACUUGAUAGUUUUGAAAAGGAAACGGCAAAAGACAGUACUUUAGAUUCUACAUCAGAAGCUAAUUCAAAUGCUAAGACAGAUUCGAAAGCAUCAAACACAACAUCAACACCCACAACAGCCAAUUCAAAUGGCGAUCCUAAGGGAGGUCUGUUAAAUUCAAAUGCCGCUUUACAGAGCUCUGUUGCGUUAUAUGAAGAGUUUCGUCAGAAAGAAAAUUACUAUGUAAAGCAGGCCGUGCUAGGAGACCUAGCAUAUAUUGAGUUGUGCUUAGAGAACCCCGUAAAAGCACUUUCUGCUGCAAAAUCACUUCAGGAUCUUCCAUACUGCUCCAGAAUCUAUAUUUUCCUCUCCCAUGUGUACGCAGCAGAAGCACUUUGCCAGCUUAACCGGCCGAAAGAAGCUGCAGAGCAACUUUCAACUUAUAUCAUUGAUGAUGGGAAAGAUGUCAAAUUACCAUAUCAAGAUGAAGACCUAGAAAACUGCUUCCUUGAGAAGCUCGGAGAAAGAGAGGAUUCGAAUGGUCUAGAAGUUUUCAGAAAAAGCCAAGAGGGCUUACAAGAUCUAGGGUUUCUGAAGCCUGAGGAGGCUCGUGGGGUGCUCUAUGUGAAUUUUGCCACCAUGUUUGCAUUGCAGGGAGAUCUCGAGCGGGCUAGCUUUUUUGCAAAGCAGGGGCUUGUCUCCUUGUCUGAUAAUCCGAAAGUGCUUCUCACAUCUAUCUACGUGGACCUUCUACAGGGAAAAGCACAUGAGGCUCUUGCAAAGUUGAGGCAGUGGAGACAUGUGACGUUUGUCCGACAAAGCAGUUCAACGGUGAGCAGCUAAAGUUGUGGCCAGGUGAAAUGAAUUCGUAUUGAUGGAAUGCGGUUGAUCCAAGUUCAACCCCAAAUCCUAGGGUUUUUGUGUACCAUACAGAAACAAUGGGUCUUGGAAUAAGCUUUAUUGAAACAAAUCUAUUGGCCCGGUGUUGGCGCAAAUUGAAGCCUUUGAGAAAGAUCAUUGAUUCGAGAAAAUGGAUGCAAAAACUACCUACAGACAAAAGAGAGGGCUGGAUUAAAGCCAUGUAAGUCUGUCUCUUAAUCAAAUCAUUUUAGAGAUAUUCUGUUUAAUUCAAGUUGAUAAUUGACUUUUUUCUUUACCUAGUUCUAACAGAUGAUAGAAUUUUUCUGUUAGGAGAAAAACAGUAGAAGGUCAAGGUAGGGGAGAUCCCUCUUGAAAGUGUUGUAGGAACAUAAAAUCGUUGUCUAGGUGUUGUUUGAAUGAAAGAUUAGGUUCUGGUAGAGUGAAAAAAAAUUAGGCAGGUUGUUGUGAAGGUGAAAAAAAAAAAAUUAUUUCAAUACUAUCAUGUGCUGAUGUCUUUCGUAAAUGGGUGAAAACUGUUCUUUCAUUUUGUCUGGCCAUUUGUACUUACAAUUUACGGUUACUAUGUUUCUUAUCAAAAUUCUCACACGAGGGCCAUGCAUAUUA